This is a messenger RNA of Cydia amplana, 1637 nucleotides long. RefSeq names its product aprataxin and PNK-like factor. Gene Ontology annotation, molecular function: DNA-(apurinic or apyrimidinic site) endonuclease activity; 3'-5' exonuclease activity; protein binding. Gene Ontology annotation, cellular component: site of double-strand break; nucleus. The transcript has 8 exons. Bases 63 to 1613 code for a protein of 516 amino acids. The record is from RefSeq and is a predicted model, not a curated record. Lineage: Eukaryota; Metazoa; Arthropoda; Insecta; Lepidoptera; Tortricidae. Gene Ontology annotation, biological process: double-strand break repair.
GGUUACUUCCUUAGAAUUGGAAUUACUUAAUUAUCGUAGUGUAUGGUAUUUGUGAAAAGACAAUGGUGUUUAAAUUAGUACGCAUUGAUGCGGAAGAGCCGAAUAAAAUUCAGCUACCGCUAGGAACACAUUUAAUAGGAAGAGGAAAAUUUCUCGAUUGCGAAGAUAAGCGAAUAUCGAGAAACCAUGGUCAUCUAAUCAUAACAGGGACCAGUGUAGUCGUAGAGGCGCUGCACCAAAACCCCUGUUUCUUCACAAAAAAGGGUUCAGAAGAAAAGCAAGUGUUAAAAAAGUCCUGUAAAGAAAUACUUGAGAAUGGUGACAAAUUUGGGCUCUUGCCAGGCUCCUACUGGUAUGAGGUGUUGCACUGCACCACGGAAACUGACAGUCAAGCGACUGAUGUGUCAAACACAGAAGAACUUGACCCGGGUGAAGAUAAAACUGAUCAGGAUAGGCAGAUAGAUCAAACAUUAAAUACAGAAAACGUUAAUUCAAAGUCAAAUGUUAACAUGGAAAUAAAGAAUGAGGAAAAUAAUGAGGAUUCUGUAUUGAAUUUUGAUUUAAACGAAACAGUAGGAAAUGCUGGAAGACCUGAAUCACCAUCAUUACUAGACCAACAAAAUGAACAAAAUUCACCUCAGCAACAAGUAGAGCCUUCAAGUCCAACCACCACAGAGCAAACAGACCCACCUGAACCCACAGUUCCCACAGACCCACUGGAACCUACAGCUCCCAAAGACCAGCCAGUACCCACAGCUCCCUCAGACUCACCUGAACCUACAACUCCCACAGACCAGCCAGAACCCACAGCGCCGACUGACCCACCUGAAUUACCAGAAGUUAAAACGGAAGAGGAAUCAACAGUAUCACCACCUAAAAGAAGUCACAGUCCAGAAGGGGAUGAUGGUAUUAAGAGGAUAAAGACGGAGCCGGCAGACGUUAAAGAAGAGGUGUUGGUGAAGCAGGAGCCUGAUGCUGGUGAUGGGGCGGGACCCAGCAGUGGUGGUCAAGCUAGCGCAUCUGACGCCAACGGAAAGGCGCCACCGAGUCCGGCGCCACCGCGGGAACGCUGCAUGUAUGGGGCUGAUUGCUAUAGACGGAACCCGGUCCACAAGGCGCAGUUCGCGCACCCCCGGGACUCGGACUGGGGCUCGGGCGCGCAGGCGCCGUGCCCGUACGGCGCGGCGUGCCGCAAGCGCGACCCGCGCCACUGGCGCCUGCACUCGCACCCGCCGCACGCGCGCAUGCCACACCCAGGUGCGCAGGUCGUGGAAAGGCACGGGAACGUGUUCUACAUCAACGCUCACGCGGUCAACUUUUACGACGAUCACUUCCAAGUUGAAGACGAUGACGGGGACAGCGUCGACUUCGAUUAUGAGUUCUGUCAAAGGCCGAAAGCGAAAAAGCGCCAGCGGCCAUCCCAAUCAGGGUCUGACUCUGACCCUGGAUCUGGAAGCCCUGGGUCCCCACAGAACCUGAUUCUAACUAAAAGGGCCCGGAAGCCUCUGCCCAAGAUGGACCCCCAGGAUUCGGAGGAUGAAGACCCGUUCGCGAGCGAUGGUAGCGAUGAUUGGGUACCGCCGUCUGAUUACACUGAGACGCAGGAUUAUUAAUGAUUGUUAUUAAAUGCUGUGACG